AUGAUGUAUCCUAUUUCUAAGCCUGUCUAUUUCAUUGGAGAAAAAAUUGGAAUUAAUUUCAGCAAUCCAACUGCUUCCCCCGAUCGAUGGUACAUGGCCAAGUCUGGAAUGUUCUUUUUGGUAAUUUUCCUUCUUUUUUGGAUGAUACUUCACUUUUUUGUGCACAUGAUCUCAUCUUUGAUUGCAAAAUAUCUUUUGCCAGCCGAGAGCUGCUCCUCAAGCGUGCAAAAGACCGAUGCCAAGUCGAUGUUGAGCAAAGUCAAUGCCCCUGGUGUACGGCAGAGAAAUUCCAAUGGAGAACGGUCCAAGGCGAAAAAGGAGGAACCGGCUUGUUUGAGCGCAAGCAAUAAUUGUAACAAAGAGCCUUUGAAGCGUGUAAAGUUUAACGUUGCGUUCUGGAAGGCCGUCAAUUAUUCGUUCCUCGUUUUUGUUGGAUUGAAGACCUUGCGAUCGGCGGAUUGGCUGCCAAACUACCACGAAUAUGCUAUACCUUUACCGCUAAUCGAAAUUAAAACCACAAUUUAUUAUCACCUUGCAAUUGCUUCAUACCUGUAUGGCUUCUUUUGCCUGCUAGUGGAGCCUCAUCUGAAAGACUUCAUGAUAAUGGUUUCUCACCAUUUGGUUACGCUGCUGUUGCUGAUCGGCUCAUACUACUUACUUGGGUCGGUACGCAUUGGCAUGGUAGUCAUGAUUCUUCAUGAUAUUUGCGAUCCUUUUAUGGAGAUUGCAAAGCUUUGUCUUUACGCGGAUCUCCAUCUUCCUGCGAACGUCUUUUUCGUGUCCUUUGCGUUGAUCUUUAUCGUUUCCAGAUGUGUUAUUUAUCCAACAUUUGUCAUACACCCACUAUUUAUUUUACUGCAAAGCGAAGAGAAUCAAAUGAUGAUUGCUUAUGCCCAUCUUUUAAUGUUGUGUAUUAUCUUUGUUAUGGAUGUCUAUUGGACAUUUCUUAUCCUCAAAAUGAUCGUCGCUCAGUUGACCGGCAAAUCGCUAAAAAGAGACAUACGCGAAGAAGUGGACAAUGAAGACUGA
Molecule: messenger RNA, 1029 nt
Organism: Mitosporidium daphniae
Lineage: Eukaryota; Fungi; Microsporidia
Exons: 1
Coding region: 1-1029 (342 amino acids)
Biological process (GO): ceramide biosynthetic process
Cellular component (GO): membrane
Molecular function (GO): sphingosine N-acyltransferase activity
Source: RefSeq, a predicted model, not a curated record